GCAGCGUACGUGCCGAGCUAAAGCCAUUAGCUUCCUCCUUCAGACUCUCCCCGGUGUGUGUAGCUGGCUGUCCCGCAUCAUGUUCAGAGCCGCCGUCCGUCUCUCGGUCUCCGGUGUCCGGAGUAUCACCCGUACACAGCCGGGAUGUCAAGCUCUUUUGGCCUCGAGGGGUUACUCGCAUGGGAAGCAGGAGACGGACGAGGAGUUUGAUGCCCGCUGGAUCACGUAUUUCAACAAGUCAGACAUUGAUGCAUGGGAGCUGAGAAAAGGGAUGAACACACUGAUUGGUUAUGAUCUGGUACCCGAGCCAAAGAUAGUGGAGGCAGCUCUGAAAGCCUGUCGGAGGCUAAACGACUUGGCGAGCGCUAUCCGAAUUUUGGAAGCUGUGAAGGUGAGAGAUAAAGGGCACCUUCUGUGUUUAAUUCAGGGAAUAUUGCCAACCAGCAUCUUUGCAGCUGGAGGACUUGAGUUAAUGAAUAAUGACCGUUUGACAUUUCCUCAGGAUAAAGCCGGCCCUCAUAAAGAUAUCUACCCGUAUCUGAUCCAAGAGCUGAAGCCAACAUUAGAGGAGCUUGGCAUCUCUACACCUGAGGAGCUUGGCAUUGACAAAGUGUAGAUGAAUCUAAUGACGGUGGAUAUCCCCAGGACACAGAACCCCUGACCCAAACUGUUUGCCCUACAUGAUACCUGUGAUAUUUAAUUGGGCCUUUUAUUAAGUUCUUUUGCUUGUAAUAUAUUCAUGAAUCUAAUAAUAAAUUAGAGUGAGGGUUAGUGAAUACUUUGGGAUAUUUUAAACAGUUUGAGUACUUGAACCAUUACACUCUAUUCAUUACAAGUUGCUUUAAUGUGGAGCAGCACUUCUCUGGUGGAGUGUGUCCGGGCAUCAUGUGACAGUCACAGUUUGCCACCAGGGAGCAGUGUUUUCACAUGAAUGUCAAAAUCAUUCUACUGUAUCAAUCUAUAUUGCAUCUGUUUUCAUUUCAGGGAAGAUUUAAUUGCUUGUAAAAUAAAGGUGUUAACAUGUC
Notothenia coriiceps (black rockcod) is the source of this 1025-nucleotide messenger RNA. RefSeq names its product cytochrome c oxidase subunit 5Aa (gene cox5aa). Gene Ontology annotation, cellular component: respiratory chain complex IV; mitochondrial inner membrane. Gene Ontology annotation, biological process: mitochondrial electron transport, cytochrome c to oxygen. The record is from RefSeq and is a predicted model, not a curated record. The transcript has 4 exons. Lineage: Eukaryota; Metazoa; Chordata; Actinopteri; Perciformes; Nototheniidae. The coding region runs from base 80 to 616 and encodes 178 amino acids.